This is a messenger RNA of Aspergillus melleus, 1083 nucleotides long. It is a transcript of the gene trpE, whose product is annotated as anthranilate synthase TRP2. Lineage: Eukaryota; Fungi; Ascomycota; Eurotiomycetes; Eurotiales; Aspergillaceae. Gene Ontology annotation, biological process: L-tryptophan biosynthetic process. The record is from RefSeq and is a predicted model, not a curated record. The transcript has a single exon. The coding region runs from base 1 to 1083 and encodes 360 amino acids.
AUGCUCUUCGACACCAUCAUUGCCUUCGACCACUUUUACCAAGUCGUGAAGAUCAUCACAUAUAUCCCCAUCCCCAGCAAUGAUGCGGAACUCGAGGCGGAAUACAGCCGCGGGGAAGGAGUCAUCCAGAGUGCCAUCGAUAAGCUGCUACGGCCCGAAUACCCCUUGCCUGCCCAGGGCCCUAUUAUCCCGGAUCAGGAGUACACGUCCAACAUUGGACGGGAAGGCUACGAACGACAUGUGACUAAACUCAAGGAGCACAUCUCCAAGGGUGACAUUUUCCAGACCGUGCCGUCGCAGCGGUUGUCCCGCCCCACCUCUCUCCAUCCCUUCAACCUCUUCCGCCACCUGCGCACGGUCAACCCCUCUCCCUACCUCUUCUACAUCGACUGCGAAGACUUCCAGCUGGUGGGAGCCAGUCCGGAGCUCUUGGCCAAGGAGGAAAAGGGUCGCAUCAUCACCCAUCCCAUUGCGGGAACCGUGAAGCGUGGCAAGACCGUCGAGGAAGACGAGGCCCUGGCCGAGGAGCUGCGAGGCAGUCUGAAGGACCGCGCCGAGCAUGUCAUGCUGGUGGACCUGGCGCGUAACGACGUGAACCGGGUGUGUGAUCCCAUCACAACGCAAGUCGACCGAUUGAUGGUGGUGGAGAAAUUCUCCCACGUGCAGCACCUGGUCUCUCAGGUGUCGGGCAUUCUCCGUCCCGAGAAGACUCGGUUUGACGCUUUCCGAUCGAUUUUCCCCGCGGGGACGGUGUCCGGAGCGCCCAAGGUGCGGGCCAUGCAGCUGAUCGCCGAACUCGAGGGCGAGAAGCGCGGAGUGUACGCGGGUGCGGUGGGCUACUUUGGGUACAACAUCUCCAGCACGGACGGGACGGCGGAGAUCCCCGGAGCGAUGGACACGUGCAUUGCACUGCGAACGAUGAUGGUGAAGGACGGAGUGGCCUAUUUGCAAGCGGGAGGUGGCAUCGUCUUCGACUCGGACCCCUACGACGAAUAUGUCGAGACGCUGAACAAGCUGGGAGCCAACAUUGCCUGCAUCAAGGGGGCGGAAGCGAAAUAUUUGAGCAUGGAACAAGACAAAUAA